ACAAUUUCACACCGACUGAGAAAACUGGUAAUAUAUGGCGGUUUCGUUCUCAGCGAAAACAUUGCUGCAAAACAGCCUUAGCCGCUCGGCUCCAUCGGCUGUGGGAUUAUUGCAAAAGAGAAAUGAGAGCACAGAGUUCGUAUCUGCCCAACCUUCGCAAAAUUUGGCAAAUGUGAGACGCGGAACUGGAGGCAGAUCAUCGUUUAGUGGUUUAGUCUGUACUGUCUUUGGUGCCAGUGGAUUCCUCGGUCGUUAUGUUGUGAACCAAUUAGGUAAAAUUGGAUCACAAGUAGUUAUUCCUUACAGAGGCGAGCCAUACUUUGCAAGACAGCUUAAACUCGCUGGGGACCUGGGUCAAAUCCUGUUUAUGCCUUUUGAGCUGCGUGAUGAGGAAGCUAUUAGAAAAUGCAUGAAGUAUUCCAACGUUGUUGUUAACCUUAUUGGAUGUGAUUGGGAGACAAAGAAUUUUAAAUUUGAUGAGGUCAACAAUGAAGGAGCUCGAAGACUUGCUAAAAUUGCUAAGGAACAAGGAGUAGAAAAAUUCAUUCAGUUUUCAUCUAUUAACUCUUCACCUAAUCCGCCAAGCUUCUACAAACAGGGAGGAUCCAAAUACUUGAGUACAAAGUACGCAGGAGAACUGGCAGUUAGAGAAGAGUUUCCCGAAGCUAUUAUUCUUAAGCUAGCUGACGUCUAUGGACAAGAAGAUCGUUUCCUGAGAUACUAUGCAAGUUUUUAUCGUCGAAGUUUCAAGAUGCUUCCCCUGUACAAACAGGGAUUAGAGACAAUAAAAAUGCCAAUUCACUGUACUGAUGUGUCUAAGGCUACAAUAAAAGCCAUUCUUGAUCCAGAAAGCAACGGUAAAACUUUCGAAAUUGUUGGUCCGAAGGCAUACGUUCUUAACGACUUGGUAGAAUAUUUCUACAAGGUGAUGAGAUAUCCCCACAUCAGAAAAACCCCAGUGCACCCGUUAUUUAGGCUCAAAGUAAAGUGGAUGUCGAUGAUGCCGUCGUACCCGAUUCUAUCCGAUGAUAAACUAGAAAGAGAAUUCGUAUCGGAUAAGAUAACCGGAAAUCCAGGGCUGGCUGACCUUGGGAUAACACCAAUAAAUUUAGAAGAUCGUAUACAUUGGGAACUGAUGCCGUACCGAAAAUAUAAUUAUUAUGAACCGAAAGUAGGAGAAUUUCCCAAUCCAGAUCCUCCACCCAAUCUUGGAGCUCCACGUCCAGUUUUCAUUUAAGAACCUUAAAAUUGACUAUAAACAAAAAUCUAUAAAAUUGAAAAGAUAAAGAUAAUUUGUGAGUUUCACCUAAGUGACAACUUAUUAUAUUAAUAGCAAAAGAAUCGAACCGGCUUUUGCUUAAAUCCUUCAAUUCGAUUGUAUCAUAUUUCGUAUGAGGAAUUGCAUUAUGAUUUAUGAGAGGAAUUAGUCUUCUGAUUGCAAGCGAUACUCUGUAAACAAAAUCUUAGAAAUAGGAAUUUUAUUUAUUUUAUAUCUCUCAUAAUCCUUCGGGGAUUGUUCGAAAAAUUCCUUCAGAACCACUUGCUAAACCACUUCCCUGUGUGCUCUUUUUGCGUGUUUUGUCGAAAAGAAUUAGUCUAUACUUCCUAACGUCAUUUGGGGAACUUUACUUUCUUUUUCCAUCUAUUUUCUAUAGUUUGUAUUAGCUUUUAAUGUAAUUUAAGAAGAGUUAUAUAUCGUUUAAUUAUUCGCAAAAUCAUAUUCUAAAGCACGAUAAUAUUAAUCAUAUGUAGAGCUAUAAACCCUUUUAUUAUUUAUGCAUUUCACUGCCAUCUUUUGGCAGAUAUUUAAGAAUGCCUCAAGAGA
This is a messenger RNA of Dimorphilus gyrociliatus, 1825 nucleotides long. The record is from the annotation of a GenBank genome assembly. Lineage: Eukaryota; Metazoa; Annelida; Polychaeta; Dinophilidae.